GCUGUUUACAAAUAGAUUCCAGACGAACAUAUGAAUUUCAGUGCAGUCUGUUGUCUCAUUUCACUGGAUACCUUUGUUGCCUCACAGUUGCACAAAGUACCUGAACUUCUGCGGGAAAACGAUUUACCUCUCAAGCUUUAACCAAAAUGGCCCCAGUAAAUACAGGAAUCCUUUUUUUGCAGUUCAACCCGUUAUGGACUCCUCACGGGUUAUCCAAAAUUGUCUUAUCGGCGCUUCAAAAGGUUGACAAACUUCUCUACAUUAAAGUGAAAGGCCUUCCCUUGUCUGAAACAAAAGUUUCAACCUAUAAUAGAAUUGUUAAUCAGAUAUACAAUAUUUCUUCCAGAAAUGCAGUUGAUCGCUUUGACACCAGAGUAGUACUGACUGACUUUAGAGAUUCUUUGAUCAGGCCAAGUGUCUGUGUUAUUAAUAAGUUGCAUACAAGUCACACAAUUGAAACAAUUCUCAUGACAAGCCAAGAACAUUCAUAUGCAGAGUUUCUAGAGAAUAAGAGAGAUGGAAUAACCAGUGAAGCGCUGCAUAUUGACACAACUUUUAAAGACAAUGAUCAACACUUGGUCAUUGAACAUCAGGAGAAAACACAAAAUCAUCUUCCAAGUUUAACAGAUGAAGACAACAUUUAUGACCAUGUUGUAAUUGGGGGUACAUUUGAUAACCUUCAUUCUGGCCACAAGAUGCUUAUAUCAGCAGCAAUAUUGAGGUGCAAGAAAAGCCUUACUAUAGGUGUCACUGACGGCAUCAUGAUAAAAACCAAGAAAUUAUGGGAGCUGAUUGAACCUUGCCAAACAAGAAUUAAGAAGUUACAUGAAUUUCUCAUGGAUGUUGAACCUAGACUUCAAUAUAAAGUUGUUCCCAUAACAGAUCUUUAUGGACCAACAGCAGAUGACCCUGCACUACAGCUUUUGGUGGUCAGUGAAGAAACCCAAAAAGGAGGUAUGAAGAUAAACCAGCUUCGUCAAGAAAAAGGUUUAAGCAAACUUGAUAUCUAUUCGAUAUCAGUAAUUGAUGAUAAUCACGCCGGAGCCGGAGAAGAAAAUAAAAUCAGCUCGUCGUCUUUUAGGAAACGUCUUCUCGGAUCCCAUAUUAAACCGCCAAAAUUCAAGAGCAAACCCUAUGUGAUUGGAUUGACUGGGGGCAUCGCAAGCGGGAAAACGACAAUUUCGAAGCGCCUAAAAGACUUGGGGGCACAUAUUAUUUCGUGUGACCAUUUAGGUCACUUGGCUUAUAAAAGUGGCACGGAAUGUUAUCGGCAAAUGAUUGAGUAUUUUGGAGCUGGAAUAUUGAAUGAGGAAAACGAAAUCGAUCGGAAGAAACUGGGACCCCUGGUCUUCUCCAAUAAAGACCAUCUAGAAAGUUUAAAUAAGAUGGUGUGGCCAGAAAUUCGUCGCUUAUACAACAAGGAAAUAAAUGAACUCAAAAAGCAAAGUUUUCAGGGUAUAAUAGUGCUGGAUGCUGCUGUUCUUCUAGAAGCAGGAUGGCAAGAAGAUUGCGCCGAAGUUUGGGUUGCCACCGUCCCCAAAGAAGAAGCGGUAAAAAGAAUUGUUGAACGAGAUCACAUCACGGUAGAGCAAGCAACUCGCCGCGUUGAAUCACAGCUCAGCAAUAGUGAUCGGGUGGCCAGCGCUAAUGUUGUUAUCUGUUCAAUUUGGGAACCAGAAGUAACUGCAGCGCAAGUUUUAAAAGCAUGGCAAUACGUACAAGAGUUUCUUGCUAAAUAAAUAUUUAGCAUGUUAUUUUCUAUUAUGUACGUAGAAUAUUGGUGUAAUGUGGGAAAUAGAAAUAAGUUUUUUCUUA
Molecule: messenger RNA, 1815 nt
Organism: Daphnia magna
Lineage: Eukaryota; Metazoa; Arthropoda; Branchiopoda; Diplostraca; Daphniidae
Gene: Ppat-Dpck
Product: bifunctional coenzyme A synthase
Exons: 4
Coding region: 147-1739 (530 amino acids)
Biological process (GO): coenzyme A biosynthetic process
Molecular function (GO): ATP binding; dephospho-CoA kinase activity
Source: RefSeq, a predicted model, not a curated record